Molecule: messenger RNA, 1593 nt
Organism: Nilaparvata lugens (brown planthopper)
Lineage: Eukaryota; Metazoa; Arthropoda; Insecta; Hemiptera; Delphacidae
Exons: 2
Coding region: 740-1462 (240 amino acids)
Source: RefSeq, a predicted model, not a curated record
UCCUCCGAGGACAAUUUUCCUCUCCUUCACAGAGGAUAAAAUCAAAGUAAAAUGUACUUACAUGUACUGGUUGAUGCUGCGUGAAUCUCCUCAACUGCACAGGUGGCUAUGCUUCCUUUCAGAUUGAUUCCUCUCAGGUGUGUUGCCUCGACGAGAGCUCAACUGGUUAUGAGGUCCAGAAUUCAAGUUGAGAGGUGAGAAAAUGCUGUGAAAACAAUGAAAUAUUUAAUAACUGAUAAUAUUAGAAAUCAAUCGAGAGGCGAGAAUGCUAUUCAAAAAAUGUUUGAGUGAGCCCUAUGUUGAAAUGGUGUGAAAACAAUGAAAUAUUUAAUAACUGAACUGAAAUCAAUAAGCAUCAUGAGAGUCUAUUCAAAAUAUGUUUGAGUGAGUUGACAUGGAGGAGAUUUUUUUCAGCUUCUAGCAGGUGUUUUCACUGUCCCAUGCAGAGUUCUAGACGAGUUUUUUUUUUCGUCUUCUGACACAUGUACAAGGAUGCUAUUCGAAAAAUGAUUGAGUGACAGUUUUUUGUGAUAGGAGAGAGAAUACUUACAAAUCUGAAUGUUGCCGAUAACGAUGUGGGAGCACGUGUUGUAGGGGAGAAAUUUGAAUUUUUUUCGCCUUGUAGCACGCUCUCGCUCGCAUGAGCCUGGAACAGAGAGAGAAACGUAUGAUAUAUAAACAGAAGUAAUGAGAGGAAAAUUAACAUUUACAUCUGAGUCUACUUUGAGUGCACUUCACGAUGAGUUCUCCAUCAACAUCUUCUCCAUCAUAUGUGCUGCCAGAUAGCCCACCAGCACACCAGCAUGUGCUCAACUAUUGGCAGCGCAAAGCUGCCAUCGCUGCUGCUGAGUCGUCCGCUGCUGCACCCGCUCCGCUGGAACCACCAUCGCCGGGCGGCGAGAUCGUGGUCGGGGACAGCCCUAUUCAACGCUUGGCUCCAGCUGCUACCUGGGCACCGUGGCGAGCGGUGCUAACUACUCUACCGAACAACAGGCAGAAGCAGGGGAAGCGGAAGUUGACGUUUGAGGAGGAGGCUGAAGUUAGCGGGGAUGAGGACGAGUCAAUCUUCUCACAAACAAAGAAACAUGCUGGAAUGGACGAGAACUCAUCCAUGCUCCCACUGAUGAAGGAGCUGCGACGAAGGGAGGAGGAGGAUGAGAUGGAGUUCGUAACAAUUGUAAAUGCACCAACGCCUAAACCGUGGAUCCCGCUGAGGGAAUUGAAGUUGCGCACUCCCUACCCCAUAGUUGGCGUGAGGGAGCAAACGAACAUCCAUGGCCGUCGCAUAAUUUUAAAAAUCGUUAAUGCAGGAAGCGGAUGUGAGGUGUAUUUACCUCAAAGAUUCGCUUCCUGCAUUGACGCAGGAAAGAUUCAACAUUUUAAUAAAACUUGUAAAAAUUAUGUGUUGCUAGUAACACAUAAGUCACCAAAUUGGUCAGAUAUAAAAAUUGUUAAGCAAUAACAAUUUUUAUGUCUGUAUACAAUUCGUCGACCUAUGUGUUACGAAUUGUAUAGAUGAAUGUAUGAAUAAAUUGUAAUAUUGUUUCUAUAAAAAUUGUUUUCAAUUCUUACCUGUUCACAAUGAAUAGUAGA